This is a messenger RNA of Puma concolor (puma), 2202 nucleotides long. The record is from RefSeq and is a predicted model, not a curated record. Lineage: Eukaryota; Metazoa; Chordata; Mammalia; Carnivora; Felidae.
AUGGGAAAUGGUUCAGUGAAACCCAAACAUUCUAAGCAUCCAGAUGGCCACUCCGGGAACCUCACCACCCAUGCGCUGCGGAGCAAGGUGACAGAGCUGGAGAGGGAGCUGAGGAGGAAGGAUGCUGAGAUCCAGGAGCGGGAAUACCAUUUGAAGGAGCUGCGGGAACAGCUGUCGAAGCAGACCGUGGCCAUUGCUGAGCUCACAGAGGAGCUCCAGAGCAAGUGCAUACAGCUGAACAAGCUUCAGGAUGUGGUGCAUAUGCAGGGAGGAAGCCCGCUUCAGGCCUCUCCAGAUAAAGUGCCUCUUGAGGUCCACCGGAAGGCCUCGGGAUUGGUCUCCCUCCAUAGCCGGAGGGGAGCAAAAGCAGGGGUGUCUGCUGAACCCACCACCCGAACCUAUGACCUCAAUAAACCCCCUGAAUUUUCUUUUGAGAAAGCAAGGGUCAGAAAGGACUCCAGCGAGAAGAAGCUCAUUACAGAUGCCCUUAAUAGAAAUCAGUUUCUGAAGAGACUGGAUCCUCAGCAGAUCAAAGACAUGGUGGAAUGCAUGUAUGGUAGAAACUACCAGCAAGGGAGUUACAUUAUUAAGCAAGGAGAACCAGGAAACCAUAUCUUUGUGCUAGCAGAGGGUCGACUAGAGGUGUUCCAAGGGGAGAGAUUGCUGUCAUCCAUCCCUAUGUGGACCACGUUUGGGGAGCUAGCCAUUUUAUACAACUGUACAAGAACUGCCUCUGUGAAAGCUAUUACCAAUGUUAAAACUUGGGCACUAGAUCGAGAGGUAUUCCAGAAUAUAAUGAGAAGGACAGCUCAAGCUAGAGAUGAACAGUACAGAAACUUCCUCAGAAGUGUAUCCUUGCUGAAGAAUUUACCUGAAGAUAAAUUAACCAAGAUCAUUGACUGCUUGGAAGUGGAAUACUAUGACAAAGGAGAUUACAUUAUUAGAGAGGGCGAGGAAGGAAGUACCUUCUUCAUUUUAGCAAAAGGAAAGGUAAAAGUCACCCAGAGCACAGAGGGUCACGAUCAGCCACAACUGAUAAAAACACUGCAGAAAGGAGAAUACUUUGGAGAAAAAGCUCUAAUCAGUGAGGAUGUCAGAUCAGCUAACAUCAUCGCCGAAGAAAAUGAUGUCGCAUGCCUGGUUAUAGAUCGAGAGACAUUCAACCAAACAGUUGGGACUUUUGAAGAACUCCAAAAAUACCUUGAAGGGUAUGUGGCAAACCUAAACCGUGAUGAUGAGAAAAGACAUGCAAAGAGAUCCAUGUCUAACUGGAAGCUGUCCAAAGCACUCUCUCUGGAGAUGAUUCAGCUGAAGGAGAAGGUUAAAGUGAAAAAUGAGAAUGUGGCUUUUGCUAUGAAGUGUAUAAGGAAGAAGCACAUUGUUGACACUAAGCAACAGGAGCACGUUUACUCAGAAAAGAGGAUUCUAGAAGAGUUGUGUUCUCCCUUCAUCGUGAAAUUGUAUCGUACUUUCAAGGACAAUAAGUAUGUGUACAUGCUUCUGGAGGCCUGCUUAGGUGGGGAGCUAUGGAGUAUAUUAAGGGACAGAGGCAGCUUUGAUGAGCCCACCUCCAAGUUCUGCGUGGCUUGUGUGACAGAAGCCUUUGAUUACCUGCACCGACUGGGUAUUAUCUACAGAGACCUGAAACCAGAAAACUUAAUUCUAGAUGCUGAGGGUUAUCUUAAAUUGGUUGACUUUGGAUUUGCUAAGAAAAUAGGAUCUGGACAGAAAACGUGGACGUUCUGUGGAACUCCAGAGUAUGUAGCUCCUGAAGUCAUUCUCAACAAAGGACAUGACUUCAGUGUGGAUUUUUGGUCCCUGGGAAUUCUAGUGUAUGAGCUCCUCACUGGCAACCCUCCCUUUUCCGGGAUUGACCAAAUGAUGACCUACAAUUUGAUUCUCAAAGGAAUUGAAAAAAUGGAUUUUCCCAGAAAGAUAACAAGAAGGCCUGAGGAUUUGAUUCGCAGGCUUUGCAGGCAAAAUCCAACGGAGAGACUUGGAAAUCUGAAGAAUGGAAUCAAUGACAUUAAGAGACACAGGUGGUUAAAUGGUUUUAAUUGGGAGGGACUGAAAGCACGGAACCUUCCAUCACCUUUACAAAGAGAGCUCAGUGGACCCACAGACCACAGCUACUUUGACAAGUAUCCCCCUGAAAAGGGUGUGCCUCCAGAUGAGCUGUCAGGCUGGGAUAAAGACUUCUGA